GAAAAGAGGGGACAAAGUGCAGACUGGCUUCCAGGUCACCUGAGUUCUUCUCUGCCAGUGUAUAAAUAUUAUCGAAGGCCCGGCACAAACCAGAAAAGGUUUCAGGAAGCCAGAGAAGGAAAAAAAGACUGAAGGACGGAACUCUGACUUGCCUGAGGGGGAAGUAAAAUCAGCCCUCUAGGAGAUGGAUCACAAAUCUGAGGAGGAGGUUUUCAACUACAUCAAACGUGCAAAACCAGUGGAGGUUGAGGGAGUACCUUUGCACAGUGACACAGUAGAGAACUGGGAUCUCCUGUGGGCUUUUGCAGCCCGGCCAGAUGAUCUUCUGAUCAGCACUUAUCCCAAAGCAGGGACCACCUGGAUCCAGGAAAUUGUGGACAUGCUCCAGCAGGGAGGGGACCCACAGAAAUGUGCGCGAGCCCCAACGCACAAGCGUAUGCCCUACAUAGAUUUGUUUCUUCCCAAACCCAUGACUUCAGGCCUGGAAGACGCAGAGGGGAUGCCUUCUCCACGCACACUCAAAACUCACCUCCCCGUUCAGCUCUUGCCGCCUUCCUUCUGGGAACAGAACUGUCAUCUAUUUUUUUUGAAUGCCAAGGACAAUGCAGUGUCCUAUUUCCACUUCCACCGCAUGAGCCAGAUAAUGCCAGACCCAGGAAACUGGGACCAGUAUCUAGAAGAUUUCCUUGCUGGGAAGGUUUUGUUUGGGUCUUGGUCUGACCAUGUCCGUGGUUGGUGGGAAGCCAAGGACCGGCAUCGAAUUCUGUACCUCUUUUAUGAAGAUAUAAAGGAGGACCCAGCCCGGGAAAUCCGGAAAGUAGCCCAGUUCCUUGGUAUAGAGCUCACAGAACCAGUUCUGAAGCGCAUCGUACAGCACACCACGUUUGAGAGCAUGAAAGCCAACCCAAUGGCUAAUUACAGCACUAUGCCUUCUACCUUUAUGGACCAAGCUGUGUCGUCUUUCAUGAGAAAAG
Messenger RNA from Gekko japonicus, 974 nucleotides. RefSeq names its product sulfotransferase 1C1-like. Gene Ontology annotation, biological process: sulfation. The record is from RefSeq and is a predicted model, not a curated record. The annotation marks the transcript as partial. NCBI's taxonomy places the organism in Eukaryota, Metazoa, Chordata, Lepidosauria, Squamata, Gekkonidae. Gene Ontology annotation, cellular component: cytoplasm. Gene Ontology annotation, molecular function: sulfotransferase activity. The transcript has 8 exons.